CCAGCAGAGCAGCAAGAAGCUCCAUGCAGAUGCUCUCUCGCCAUCGCCAUGGGCGCCCCCUCCUCCAUUUCGUACUCAAGCCCCCACCUUUCUCCACCACAAACACGGCCAGCGCCCCGCCCCCGCCUCCGCCUCCAUUUUGCACCCCAGAUGCCGCCCCCCACAUCUUCUCGCUCGGCGGCCACGACCCCGGUGCGCUCGCCCCCGACGAUGCCAUCGCGGCACUCUCCUCGCUCGCGGAAUCCGAUGGCUCCGCUGCGGCGCUCGCCUUUUUCCGCCGCCUGGCGUCCCGCCCGGACGUGCGCCACCUCAUGCGUCUCUACGUCACCGCCGCGACCGCCUUCGUCGCGAGGGGCAGCCUCCCCAUGGCGCACGAGGCCAUGCGCCGGAUGGUCGCCGCCUUCGCCGAGGCGGGCCGUCUCCCUGAGGCCGCGGACAUGGUCUUCGAGAUGCGCAGCCACGGGCUCCCGUUCUGCGUCGAGACGGCCAACUGGAUCCUCAGGGCCGGGCUGGACACCAGGAACUUCGCCUACGCGCGCAAGGUGUUCGACGGAAUGGUGACCCGUGGCUGGGUGUGCCCUGAUGAGCGCAGCUUCCGGGCGCUGGUCCUAGGGUGCUGCAGGGAAGGCCGGGUGGAGGAGGUGGAAGCCCUGUUGGCGGCAAUGUGGGGGCAGGGAUUCUGCCUGGACAAUGCGACGUGCACGGUGGUCGUGCGCACCUUCUGCAAGAAGGGCCGAUUUAGGGAUGUGUCUGAGUUCUUCAGGAGGAUGCUGGAGACGGGCACCCCACCAAAUGUGGUGAAUUACACUGUGUGGAUUGAUGGUUUGUGCAAAAGAGGGCAUGUCAAGCAGGCGUUCCGUGUACUGGAGGAGAUGGUCGGAAAAGGAUUGAAGCCGAAUGUGUACACACACACGUCGUUGAUUGAUGGGCUCUGUAAGAUUGGGUGGACGGAGCGGGCGUUCAGGCUUUUCUUGAAGCUCAUCAAGAGUAGUUCAUACAAGCCGAAUGUGCAUACAUACACUGUGAUGAUUGGAGGGUACUGUAAUGAGGGUAAGCUUGCUCGAGCUGAGAUGCUUCUUGGAAGGAUGGUUGAGCAGGGGUUGGCACCAAACACAAACACGUACACUACGCUGAUCAGUGGCCACUGCAAAACAGGCAGCUUCGAUCGUGCCUUUGAGCUGAUGAAUAAGAUGACUCAUGAAGGCUUCCUGCCCAACAUUUACACAUACAAUGCUGUCAUUGAUGGCCUCCUCAAGAAAGGAAAAAUUGAAGAGGCCUAUAAGGUGCUCCGGAGGGCCACUACUCAAGGGCUUGAGCUUGAUAAAGUGACAUAUACUAUAUUCAUAACUGAACACUGCAAACAAGGUCACAUAACAUAUGCUCUAGAUUUGCUCAACCGGAUGAUUGAAAAUGGUUGCCAUCCUGACAUAGAAACAUACACCACCCUUAUUGCUACAUAUUGCCAGCAGAGACAAAUGGAAGAAAGCCAAAAGCUGUUUGACAAGUGUCUCACGUUAGAAUUAGUGCCAACCACACAAACUUAUACCUCAAUGAUUGCAGGCUACUGUAAAGUUGGCAAAUCAACCUCAGCUUUGAGGGUCUUUUAUAGAAUGGUUCAAAAUGGAUGCCUCGCCGACUCUAUAACUUAUGGAGCUCUAAUAAGUGGGCUCUGCAAGGAAUCAAGACUAGAGGAAGCACGGGCAUUAUAUGAGGGCAUGCUUGAUAAACAUUUGGUGCCAUGUGAAGUAACUCCUGUCACUUUAGCUUUUGAAUAUUGCAGGAGGGGAAGGACAAGUGUUGCUCUAUCAAUCUUGGAUAGACUGGAUAAACGGCGACAGAUUCAUGCAACAAAUGUGCUAGUUAGAAAGCUCAGUGCUACGGCAAAUGUGGACGAUGCAAGUCUUUUCCUAAAAAGGGUUUUGGAUGGGGAUUCAGUUGUUGACCAUGUAACUUAUACUGGCUUCAUCAAUUCAUGCUACGCGAACAAUAGACACGCUCUAGCUUCUGAAAUAUCUGAUAAGAUCUCAAAAAGAACCCUCUAGCUUUCAAGAAAAGAAUGCUGCACUUAUUGCUUAGUUAGGGAGAACAAUCUAAUUGCUUGCAACUGAUAUGGAAGAAAUAUUCUACAGUAGGUGGUCACUGUUCUGCAGCUUGCUAUAGUAAAAUGGCCAAGAUCUAUAUGACCUGACUUUCACUAGUGUAUCUAGUAAGAACUGCUUGAUGGCAGGAAUGGCGUCCCCUGUGCAUAAACAUGUGAGAAGAAAGAAGGAGAACAACUUUGUUGGAGAUAUUCAACAAAAUCCAUAUGCAUAUGAAGGUUAUCUCUAAUUUUCUAUACCCUAGAUUCCUACUUCUCAAGAUACAAUUCAUGGUAUGCUUAUUCAUAGCAGUGAGUUGUUCACUGACACGUCACAUAUGUUCUACAAUCCGAAGCCUCUGAUACACAGAUAGACAUGAUUCUUGGUAUCUGAACCUCGCUCUUUGUUGAUGUUGGCUGCCCUCACUGGCUCUAAAACUAUUCCAGAUACGGCAACUGCGUGCAGCUGGGCUUUGGAUGCUUGCCUCCCAUGAGGGCUCUUAUCCGAAUGCUCAAUGUCAAACUGGUUGCAUAUCAGAAAUUCUCUUGCAAAAACUGAGAACUUUCUAGUUAAAAUAUCUGACAAUUGCAAGUAAUACUGUGAAAGGCCCCUUUCAAUGAAAGAACAGCCCGAAAACUGAGCAAAACAGACAACUCAUCUGCCACCAGAUAGCUCAACGGCUUCAUAGAUGUUCAGUGACUCCUCACUGAAGGUGAAUAAUUUGUGGUGCUGCUUAUUUUCGUACUGCUGUCGACGG
Messenger RNA from Triticum dicoccoides, 2835 nucleotides. Its product is annotated as pentatricopeptide repeat-containing protein At4g19890-like. The transcript is spliced from 5 exons. The coding region runs from base 24 to 2042 and encodes 672 amino acids. Gene Ontology annotation, molecular function: protein binding. Lineage: Eukaryota; Viridiplantae; Streptophyta; Magnoliopsida; Poales; Poaceae. The record is from RefSeq and is a predicted model, not a curated record.